UACAAGAUCUGUAGAAAAGCUGAACAUGUUUUUUGUCUUUAAUCAUAAAAAGGAACAGCGAGAUUAAAUCCAAAGUUUUUGAAAGAACUCCCAAAAAAAAACCCAUGGAAACCAUAUUGGUAAUUUCGAUUACCGCUUUAUUUGCUAUUUUUGUAACAAAGAUCUUUCUCCAAGCAAGAAUCAGACCAAAAAAGUCAAAGGAAAAAAUCCUCCCGCCGUCGCCGGGCUUCUCUCUUCCGGUGGUCGGUCACCUCCAUCUCCUGAGACCGCCGCUGCUCCACCGGACCCUCCGGUCCAUCUCCGCCGCCGUCGGCCCUGUCUUCUCCCUCCGCCUCGGCUCCCGCCUCACCGUCGUAGUCUCCUCCGCCGCGGCCGCCGAGGAAUGCUUCCUUAAUGCGGAAAACGACGUCGUUCUUGCGAACCGGCCACGGUUCGUCCUGGGGAAGUAUCUCGCCUACGACUACCCCGCCAUGGUCACGGCUCCUUACGGCGACCACUGGCGCAACCUCCGCCGCGUCUGCGCCGGUGAGAUCCUUUCGGCUAAUCGCCUCAACGGGUCAAUGGAGAUCCGACAAGACGAAGUCAAGAGGCUUCUGCGGGAGCUGUACGGGCUCCCCGGUCAACGCCAGGCUAAGGUGGAGCUGCGGCCAUUGCUCAUGGGCCUAACCCUAAACGUGAUAACGAGAAUGGUGGCCGGAAAAAGAUACUAUGGUGAGGAAGACGCCGGCGAUGUGCAAAAAGCGGCGGAGUUCCGGGAACUAGUGGGUGAGGCUUACGAGUUCGCCGGAGCAACAAACCCGGCGGAUUUUCUACCGGCUUUACGGUGGUUCGAUUAUCAGAGCUUGGUACGGAGAUCCAAAAGGGUUGGAGAAAGGAUGGAUAUGUUCUUACAAGGUUUAUUGGAUGAACAUAUAGCAAAGAGAGGAACGUUAGAGGAGUUUAAGGAUACCAUGAUUGCCCAUUUACUCGAUUUGCGAGAUAAAGACCCGCAAUACUAUACCGAUAUCACCAUCAAGGGUCUUAUUUUGAUGAUGCUUACGGGAGGUACAGAUUCUUCCGCAUUGACGGUGGAAUGGGCAAUGUGUAAUUUGCUGAAUCAUCCUAAUGUGUUUGAGGCUAUCAAAGGUAAGAUCGAUUCUUACACAAGAUCUGGUCGUUUGAUAAAGGAAUCGGAUUUAUCGGACAUGAACUAUCUGAACAACGUUGUGUUGGAGACAUUGAGAUUGUACCCUCCAGCUCCACUACUCGUCCCUCAUUUCUCCUCCGACGAUUGUGCCGUCGGUGGGUAUGAAAUCCCGCGUGGCACGAUGGUAUUGGUCAAUGCAUGGGCCGUGCACCGGGAUUCGUGUGUGGGGGACGAUCCGGAGUCGUUUAGGCCGGAGAGGUUCGAGGGAAAAGAGGCGAGGGACUGUAAGAUGAUGCCGUUCGGGCUGGGAAGAAGGGCUUGUCCUGGGUCGGUUCUGGCUAACCGGGUUGUUGGGUUGGUGCUGGGUGCGAUGGUUCAGUGCUUUGAAUGGGAGAGCUGUUGCGGUGUGCCUGUCGACAUGACCGAAGGGAAAGGGCUCACCAUGCCUAAGGCCGACCCGCUUGUUGUCACGUGCAGACCACGUGACAUGGCACGUGAGCUGCUCAAUGUUGAGUGAAUGGCAUCUCUAUGUUGUAUGACUGUUGUAUUGGUAAUGAAGAGUUGUGUUUAUACUUAAAAAGAAAGCUUGUAAUAAUACUAUAUAAGGAUGGAAAAGAGUGAUAAUAAUGUGUAAAUAAAAAAAAAAUUGAAUAGCCUCACCAUCAUUCUAUAAUAUGGAUAUAUGUGUUGCAUACAAAUGAUGAAAAAUAUAGGU
Tarenaya hassleriana is the source of this 1841-nucleotide messenger RNA. RefSeq names its product cytochrome P450 81D1. The coding region runs from base 105 to 1643 and encodes 512 amino acids. The record is from RefSeq and is a predicted model, not a curated record. The transcript has 3 exons. NCBI's taxonomy places the organism in Eukaryota, Viridiplantae, Streptophyta, Magnoliopsida, Brassicales, Cleomaceae. Gene Ontology annotation, molecular function: oxidoreductase activity, acting on paired donors, with incorporation or reduction of molecular oxygen; heme binding; iron ion binding.